CUGCUGCAUGACUGAUUAUGAACAUGGUAAAUUAUUGUUUCUAGUUAUUUGGCUUCAUUCACUGUCCUUCAUUUUGGCGCCCUCUGGUGUUCGCAGCUGUCAGGUCUCUCUGACUCCACUGUCAUCUUCCUCAUCUUCAUCACCGCCAUCAUGGGGAAAAUCCGCUUCCAGCCUCCGCCCAAAUCCCUGAAGGAGGAGAGAGACGGAGAUCAGAUACCCAGACAGGUGCAGAGUGAGCCGAUAUGGCCCGGUCAAUCUCGCUCCUCUCUGAGUGGACUCUGCUGUUUGACCACUGCGCUAAUAGUCUUCACCUGCAGCCUCAUCUACGCUUCUGUCUACAUCUAUCGCUAUUACAUCAUACCACAGGCUCCGGAUCAGAGUCGGUUCCAAUGCCAUGUUCUCUAUGAGAACGCUGUGAGCACCCCGCAGCGUGGAGCCGAGGAGCUGGAGGAGAAUGUGGGGAUUUUCCUUCAGGAGAACUACGAGCACAUCAGCGUCCCGAAGUUCAGCAACAACGAUGCUGCCAACAUCAUUCACGACUUCAACAGGGGGCUGACGGCAUAUCAUGACAUUGCUCUAGAUAAGUGUUACAUCACUGAGCUCAACUCCACCAUCGUGAUGCCUCCGCGGAACCUGUGGGAACUUCUGAUCAACGUCAAAUUGAGAACCAAAGACAGGGGUGUGUAUCUCCCUCAGACGUAUGUAAUUCAGGAGGAGAUGGUGGUGACCGGUUUAGUGUCCGACACUCAGCAGCUUGGUGUGUUUAUCCACAGACUUUGUGAUGGCAAAGAUACAUUUCACCUCAAACGCAGGAUCACCCGCCGCCGUAUUUUCAGACGUGAGGUGCAGAGCUGUCGUUCUAUUCGACACUUUGAGAAUACAUUUGUGGUGGAAACUCUGAUCUGUGAGAGCAUCUAGACCUCCUCUCUGAGUUCUGUAGCACUUCUUCAUCUCUCUCUCUUUCGCUCUCUCUUGCUCUCUCUCUUGAUCUCAUUCCGUCCAUCACCUGUUCAUUUAUUUACCUGCAAUAAUUAGAGGUGUUUGUGAACAGAAGUUCUUUUAAAAGAUUCCUCAGUAGUAGUGCAGAGGGAGUCUGAUGUAAUCGUGCAUGUGUUUGUGUUGGUGCUGUUUUAGUGAACAUUCUUACGACUCACUGUCUGACUCACUGUCUGACUCACUGUCUGACUCACUGUCUGACUCACUGUCUGUCCAACUCGAGGCGUUGUUUACACCCACUCGGUUACUAUGAGCCAUAUCUGGAUUGUAAUCUGACCUCAUGUAAUCACAUUUAUUUACGUCUGACAGGGAAACACUUCUCUAGUUACUGAGAUUGAAAUCGGCUUGAUUUGUAGCACUUAAUAUGCAAAGCAGCUGAUAUACAACAGCCAAUCACCUGUUUUGUUCCCCAUUUUUCGGCUUUAUUCAAAAGAAAAUCACAGCGUUGGUGGUACUAACAGGCCCUUUUCACAUUUCUGUGUUUUCCUGCUGGCAGUUCUCGGUGCAGAUUAACGCUGCGUCUGCUAAAACCUCAGUAAUGGUGAUGGUGAACGCAUUAAGUGCUCGAGCUCAUAGCAAAAACAACCUAAUUCAAUUCUGUCUUCUCAGCUGGUGACGAGCAGAGGAGAGCCGAACUUGUGCAACCAGGAGAGAUGAAGGGAAUAAACUGUCAUAUGGAGAAGAACCUUCAUGUUACACUGACGGGAGUUUAAAGUUGGUUCUGUUUCCAGCCACUUUCAGUGGCACAGUUUUCACUCCCUUUUAAAGCUGUGUGUGUUUGAGAGUGCGUUCCUUAUCGCACUCUGACUGAUGGAAUUCUUCCACAAAGAAUUUAAAUCCUUUAUUCAGCUUAGACUCACACAUUGUUGUUUUGUUUGUUUGCUGGAAACAGAUCCUCCAGCUUCAGUCUUUGUAACUGUGGCAACGAUGACACCCACCCUUUCCAUGGAGAGCUGAAGUGAAGCUGAAGAGAAACGGCAGCGUUUCUCAGGUUAACAAUCAUCUGAAGGCAAUAGCGAGAUUUGUUGUACUCUGCACUUCCGCUCUUGUGAAAAGGGCCUGUUUACUCACCUCAAAUGGUGAGCAUUAAAACGUAAGGUACUUCAGCGCAAUGGUGAAUAACGAUGAGAUGAAGUUCAAACUGGAGCUUUAAUUUGAAUGAGUUUGAGUCACUGAAGAUGCAGUGGUGGAGCCUCUUCAUAUGCCGAAGAGGUGGGGGAGUCAUGGUGCUGGGAGGAGUUUGCUUGUCAGUGAGAUAGAUGUGUGUACCCUUGUAGAACGUCUGGAUUAACUGCAUCGGGUUUAAUCUGGUUUAAAUGGUGCGUUCACACCUGCAUUUUUUAAUGUGGAAAAUCUUUAUAAUCCAGAUACUCAAAACACGUGAAACGUCCAGGUGUAAAAGGGCUCUGAGUGAAUCUCUGCACUGUUGUGUUUUUUCUCUUGCAGCUGUUUAUUAUUUGAUCUUCACAGUCCUGGAGCCCCAACCGAUCAGAAGCAGAGUAAAAGUCCCACUGCUGAUUUGUGCUGUAACAAUAGAAAUAUUGUUAUCAUAUAAAAGAAAUGUGUCAAAUCCAUAUGAUCAGUACACUUUACAGUAGGGAUCUAUUCCUACGGCUACAUAACACCUACACAAGUUGGUCAUGUCAGCUGACAUAACCCUACAUUCAUAUUUAUGUAUUCAUAUUCCAACAAGCACCAAUCGCUAUAAAGCUUAUGUUUGCCAGUUUGGAUUAAAGUCCAUUAAAACAACCUUUAAUACAAAUGACGCAUAUAAGAAUAAACAUCGAUAAAUGUGUAUGUAGGUUAUGCCAGUUGUCAUGACCAGCUUAUUUAGGUGUCAUUUGCACUCGAGGGUUCUUUAGUAAAGAAAAAGGUUCUAUAUAGAACCAUGAACACUCAAAGAGCCACUUGAGUGCUUAAAUGGUUCUUCAGACUGAUAGAAAAUGUGUUGUAUUUGGUUCUGUGUAGCAUCAAAAAGGCUUCUGCUGUGGUUCUAAUGUCAUGCUUGUAACAGCAGAAGAACUUGUUUUGGUUCUGUGUUAGUACUGUCUUUUCAGUAAGGUUGUAUAUAAAUCUAUUUACAUAUUCUCCAUUAAUCUAAGGAGCUAUUAAAUCAUACAGAGUGUUCCUGGUUCUAUCGAGAAUCUUUUUCUUUACUAAAGAACCCAUGAAGAACCACCUACAGAACCCUACAGUAAUGUGUUACUGAUUUUUUCCUGGACAUCACAGAUCAUAAACCUCAGUUUCUCAGAAAACUUCUUAUUCCCUUUCUGAUCCUUACGAGGUCCCAGCGGAGAUCAGUGGCAUUUCCUGGUCUCACCAUUAUUCCAAGAACACCUCUGACAAGCUCUAGGGGGCACCAGAGAGAGUCUGAAUGGGUUAAAGUAAUGAUUAAAUCUUUCCUGCAGGAAUUUAUCAUUUAGAAAAAUUUCCGUUACGUCAGUGUUUAGAUGUUUUCUGUCAUUCUGUGUCAGUUAAAUGAGUUUGUUUAUCUGUAAAAUAAUGAUGGACAAAUAACUACAAACGACUUUUUCUGCAGACGCUGGUUUCAGACUCUCCUGAGAGCGCCCUCUAGUGUCUGACCAAAGAACAGAGUGUAGUUCUCAGUGAAGUGUGGAGUAAACUGUAAAACUCAGUUCAGAGCCUGAACACCGCAGUUCAUUUUCACUCAGACUGUAAAUAUAAACACGCUGUUAGAACUGUUAUAGAUGUUUACAGUUAAUGUAGCAACAGAAUAAUAUCUGCAAAUAAACACGGCAGCAACUUUACAACAUCCACA
Molecule: messenger RNA, 3775 nt
Organism: Pygocentrus nattereri (red-bellied piranha)
Lineage: Eukaryota; Metazoa; Chordata; Actinopteri; Characiformes; Serrasalmidae
Gene: itm2ca
Product: integral membrane protein 2Ca
Exons: 6
Coding region: 151-918 (255 amino acids)
Biological process (GO): negative regulation of amyloid precursor protein biosynthetic process
Cellular component (GO): plasma membrane; extracellular exosome; Golgi apparatus
Molecular function (GO): amyloid-beta binding
Source: RefSeq, a predicted model, not a curated record